Zalophus californianus (California sea lion) is the source of this 3599-nucleotide messenger RNA. It is a transcript of the gene CLN5, whose product is annotated as CLN5 intracellular trafficking protein. Gene Ontology annotation, cellular component: lysosome; lysosomal membrane. Gene Ontology annotation, biological process: lysosome organization. The record is from RefSeq and is a predicted model, not a curated record. NCBI's taxonomy places the organism in Eukaryota, Metazoa, Chordata, Mammalia, Carnivora, Otariidae. The transcript is spliced from 4 exons. Gene Ontology annotation, molecular function: hydrolase activity, acting on glycosyl bonds. The coding region runs from base 43 to 1101 and encodes 352 amino acids.
UCGCCGGGGUCGGGAGGCGCCGGAAGCACCGGGAGCCGCCACAUGGCGCAGGCGGGGAGCGCCCACCGUGGGGUCGGUGGGCAGCGGAGCGCGGGCGCGGCCUCGGGGUGCGCUCUUUGGCGCUGGGCCCUGGCGCUGCUCUGGCUGCCGACAGCCGCGGCCGACCCCUCCCGGCGCCAGUGGCCGGUGCCCUACAAACGCUUUUCCUUCCGUCCAGAACCAGAUCCUUAUUGUCAAGCUAAAUACACAUUCUGUCCAACUGGCUCACCUAUCCCAGUUAUGAAAGGUGAUGAUGUUAUUGAAGUCUUUCGGUUACAAGCCCCAGUAUGGGAAUUUAAAUAUGGGAACCUCCUGGGACACUUGAAAAUUAUGCAUGAUGCCAUUGGAUUCAAGAGUACUUUAACUGGCAAGAACUACACAAUGGAAUGGUAUGAACUUUUCCAACUUGGAAACUGUACAUUUCCCCAUCUCCGACCUGAAAUGAACGCCCCUUUCUGGUGUAAUCAAGGAGCUGCCUGCUUUUUUGAAGGAAUUGAUGAUAUUCACUGGAGGGAAAACGGGACGUUAGUUCUAGUAGCAACCAUAUCAGGAAACACAUUUAACGAAAUGGCCAAGUGGGUAAAGCGGGACAAUGAAACAGGGAUUUAUUACGAGACAUGGACUGUCCAAGCCAGCCCAGCAAGAGGGGCGGAGACAUGGUUUGAAUCCUACGACUGUUCUAAAUUCGUGUUAAGGACAUAUAAGAAGUUGGCUGAACUUGGAGCAGAAUUCAAGAAGAUAGAAACCAACUAUACGAGAAUAUUUCUUUACAGUGGAGAACCUACCUAUUUGGGAAAUGAAACAUCUGUUUUUGGGCCAACAGGAAAUAAGACUCUUGCUUUAGCCAUAAAAAAAUUUUAUUACCCCUUCAAACCACAUUGGUCAACUAAGGAAUUUCUCUUCAGUAUCUUGCAAAUUUUUGAUGCAGUGAUUAUACACAGAGAGUUCUAUUUGUUUUAUAAUUUUGAAUAUUGGUUUUUACCUAUGAAAUUCCCUUUUAUUAAAGUAACUUAUGAAGAAAUCCCUUUACCUAACAGAAACAAAACACUCUCUGGUUUAUAAUAUUUUAAUUCUGCUUUUUCUUUCCUUUUAUCACCAGCAUAUAUGUUUUUCACGGGGUGAUUUUACAUUUGUGGAUUUCUUAGGCCUUUCUACCUUGGACCAGAAAUGCACCUGGGCAGAAUUGCCCCAUACCAUCUCAGGACUAUUUUUGGAGAGAAGCUGAAACUUACUGCAUUGGUCAAAGUGGGCCCAUUAGGUGAUCUUGGUUUCAAACUCCAAGCCUUUCUUAAUAUGAAUUACAGUUCAUAUCAGAUAUAUAGGAUCUUUGGGGACACCCUUUUUUUUUUAAUUGUGGAUAUGGUGUACCAAGAUUUUUUUAAUACCCUCAGUGACAUUUUCAUGAUGGGAGGUACUUUUUUCUGGUACAGUAGUUAUGCAUUUUCAUUUAAGUACUUUUUGGUGGUUUAGACGGACUUCACAGCUUUUGUAACUUUUGGGACCAGGUCUAGUAGUUUGAUUUUGUUCUGUUCACUUAGAGACCAAUCUGGACACCAUAGCUGCAGCACUCGUGCUUCUGGAUGAGGUAAAAACAGUGUUAAAGAGCUCAAGUUUCUAGCUAGCAUUUUAGAAUUAGCCAGCAACUAGCAUUUUGUGAUUUAGGCAGCUUAGCAUUUCUGAACUUUACUGUCCUUAUGUCUAAGAUGAUUCAUCUGUCAGGAUUGUUGUAAAGACUGAAGCCAUGUAUGUUUGUCAUAGGAAAGUUACAGUAAAUGGUCGCUAUAAUGAUGAGUCAAAGAACAAAGUGCCAUCCUUGAUCUGGCCUAAUGUAGUUUAAAUGCCAACCUUUCCUGGGGUUUAUAGUAAUUCCCUAGACUGAGCUGACAGUUGAAUGCUUCUGCAAUUCUUCAAACACAGGGGACACAAGUAUCUGACUGCAGGUGCAUCUGGGUGAACAGGCACCCUCUGACUCCUCUACUCUUCUUGAAUUCCUUCCACCCAGUUGAGGUGCCAACUCAGAAGAGGGUACACUUCUCAGACAGGGGACAGGUUUUUGUCAAGGAUCUCCAAGUAGCUGUGCUUCAAGGUCCUUUAAAUGUUUGGUGAUGUCUAUUCAUGGAAAAAACACCACUCAGUAAGAUGAUGAAGCAGAGACAAUCGGUUAAAUAUGUAAACUGUUACUCAGUUUCUACUAACAUUUGAGUGCCUCUUGAGAGGUUAGUUAUCACUGAGUUCUCCUACAAAGCCCAAACAGAGGCAUUAUUUACCUGACCCAAAUGAGUAAACUGGGGCUUAGGUUAAAUGACCUUUCCCUGGCUACCCAGCUAAUGGUAACCGAGCCACAUUUUGAACCAGUUCUGUUGACUGCAUGGCAAACACUAUCAAGCGAGGUUUCACCGUUACUCAAAUAUGUAGUCCUCAGACCAGUGCCUGCACCACAGGUUACCAACACCAUAGGUUACUGGUCAAGUACAGACACGGAUAGGAAAGAUUCAGAAACUUCUUUUAAAGCAAUUUAUUGGAGUAAUUUUGUUUCUGUUGAAUCUAAUAAAAAAAUUGCUUGUAUUUUGUAUGUCUUUAUUUCAUUUGUCUAGGAAUUAAUUUUUAUUGUCUUUUUUAAAACUAUAGGCACUACACCAGUCUGAAAAUAAAAACCCAGCCCUUCACCACAGAUAACUUAAGCACUGCAUUACUCUGCUUACUGCAGCACAAAGGCAAAGUCUUGCUAAGAUACAUGGGGAGAACUUUGUUUCACUGCCUACCAUUUAGCCUAUGUCCUCAUGUUAAUAGUGCCUAAACUCUCCUAAUUAAUUUUGCCUCUUUAACCUGCUAGUUAUCUUCAGAAGGUCACAAACGUGGAUCUUUGCGUUAUCACCACCUAGUGGCUGAAAUAGGGCAGUGCCAACUUUUACUAGAUAAUUUAGGAAAAUUGAUCUGGAAAACAGAAUUCUGGAUUUUCUAGAACUGCACUGGGGAAACAAGGAAAAACUCUUGUGCCACAUUUGUGUUAACUCUAAAGCACAGAACUUGGUUCUGUAGCAAAGACAAAUGAGGACAUCUGGAUGUGGAACUUGAAUUUUUAUUCAGUAUUUUUCAGUUCCUAAGAAUAUUUUAACAAAUGAAGGAAUUCUGUGAAAAUAAUUGGUAGACUCAGGUGACUAUAGCAUAGAGCAUAAAAAUCACAUUAGUACUUACUUAAGAAUUUAUCAAACUUGUCAACUGUACUUAUGAAGUAGGCCUUUUGGAGUAGAGAUGGAAUGAACAUGCUUUCAAAAUGGUAGUUUAUGGCCAGGCAGGAAUUUGCCAAUUAAAUCUUGCUGCCCUUUGAUCUACUAUAUAACUUAAAUGUGAUUUCUAUUUUUCUGUUAUGAAUGUAUAAAAUUUCCUCUAUUUCUGUGAAAAACCAUUUUGUUGAAGUCUGAUAUAGGGGCUUUAGAAUAAAUAUAUCCUCACUUAUUCUGGCUCAGUAUUCAGUAAGUAUACCCACAAAGUGUCAUCAAAUGUAUUUUAAUACUUAUAGGAAAACAGUCAAAAGAUUAAAAUACAUAUUUGGAACCCUU